Molecule: messenger RNA, 900 nt
Organism: Corylus avellana
Lineage: Eukaryota; Viridiplantae; Streptophyta; Magnoliopsida; Fagales; Betulaceae
Source: RefSeq, a predicted model, not a curated record
AAAGAGGUAUUGAGAGGAGCAUGCAAAGAAAAUGAUCCUUCCCUGUAACCCCUUCCUUAUUCAAUUAAAAAAAAAAAGAAAAAAAAAACAGGAGCAUGCAAAAGGUUUUCCUCCUACUUUGUCUUGCUAGGAGAAUCAACCACGGGCCAUUAAAGUUCUUGCCUAGCUAUGUACUAUAGAGAGCUCAGACCAAAAGGUUUCUUUAUGGAGCCGAGAGGAGGGGCAAUGAACACAUGACGUUGCCUUGACAUUGCAGGAUCCAAAAAUGAAGCCCGGCUGGCGGUUGUUGCUACGGUUACUUUGGUGGUUUUUAGUGUUUGUAGGAUGGUGAAAAUCUAAACCGAGGGUGGAUCCACUCUGAAGUUCAGGCCAAAGAACUUAUUUUGCAGCCUGGGUGUCCUAAUCUGGGCAACUAUUUGGACAAUCUUUCUUUUCAGUUCCUACAGGAAAACUAGUGGAAGAGGAUUGAAACAAAAGUCAAUUCAUAGCAUGUCUAGAUUAAUCACCUUCUUAAAUCUGAUUUACAAAACCGAAUUUAUGAUAGCUUCCACCAGAGGGGGGAAUUUCUUAAUUUUUUUAUAACAUAUAUGUAAUAUAGAACUGCAAUUGGUCUUUUAGUUCACACAAAUUGUCCUUGGUGGUACAGGUUUUGUAGUCUACGGACUGGACAAAGUAUGUUCAAGGAUGCCCCCGGGCCAAGAGAAGUUCGUUGCCAUUGGAGAUCUUCAAGGAUGGGGGUAUUCAAAUAGUGACAUCCGUGGAUACCUUGGAGCUCUAUCCAUUUUGCAGGACUUCUACCCAGAAAGACUAGGGAAGCUUUUUCUUGUCCAUGCGCCUUACGUGUUCAUGGCAGUAUGGAAAAUUGUGUACCCUUUUAUCGAUGAAAAGACCAAGAAGAAG